UGUAGAAGCAUUAUACAUACAUAUGGAUAUAUAUAUAUCUACAUAUAUAUAGGUAUGUGAGACUAAUAAAUGUGUGGAGAAUCGAGGCUACGAUUUUGAGACAGUCGGCGUGGCGCGCCUUCAGCCAAAUUAUAACGUCACGACAAUGGAAAGGUUAAAAUGGAGCAGUACCACAUUGAUGAUAUUAUUGUUCGUGCUUCAAGCCAAUGGCUUUUAUGUACCCGGGGUGGCUCCCGUAGAAUUCAAGAAAGGUCAAAAAAUUGAUGUCAAAGCUGUGAAAAUGACUAGCAUCCAUACUCAAUUACCGUAUGAAUAUUAUUCGCUGCCAUUUUGCAUACCAAAAAAUGGCACGAUAUACAAAUCCGAGAACUUGGGUGAAGUCUUACGAGGCGACAGAAUUGUAAAUACGCCCUAUGAAGUCACAAUGGCAGAAAAUAUCACCUGUAGAUUAUUGUGUCACCAUCCAACCGAACUCAUGAAUUGGAGUGAAGAAGAAUCGCAGCGAGUUAUAGAGCGCAUACAACAUGAGUAUAUAGUUCAUCUAUUAAUCGAUAAUUUGCCAGCGGCAACAAGAAAGAGUCAUAAAGAAUCGUCAAGCGCAAUGGUUUACAACGGCUAUAGAUUGGGUGAAGUCAUUGGCGGUCGAGCUUACAUAAACAACUAUCUGAAGCUUAAAUUAAGUUGGCACAAGCACGGAGAAAACGCUUUUCGUGUUGUUGCUUUCGAAGUCGAGGCACGGUCCAUUGACUUGAAAGAACUACGAUUCGAAAGAAACACUUGUGUGCUACCUGAACAGCCGACUCCGCAAUUAGUCAAUCCUAAAGGUACAUCCUUACUUUUCUUGUACUCAGUCGAAUGGACAGAGUCCACAACAAGCUGGGCAAGCAGAUGGGACAUUUAUUUAGGAAUUAAUGACAUCGAGAUUCACUGGUUUUCCAUCAUAAAUUCUCUCAUCGUUGUUUUUUUCCUCUCUGGAAUUCUCACGAUGAUUAUGGUAAGAACACUCAGAAGAGACAUCGCCAGGUACAACGCUGGUGACACGGACAGCUUGACUGGUCUUGACGAGUCCAUUGAAGAAACUGGUUGGAAAUUAGUGCACGGUGACGUUUUCAGGCCACCCACAAAUUCUCGGCUUUUCGCUGCUGUCAUUGGAAACGGAAUUCAGAUUUUUUUUAUGGCCCUGAUUACUAUUUUUUUCGCGAUGCUGGGAAUGUUAUCACCUGCGAGCCGAGGUGCCUUGGCAACGUGCGCUAUAUUUCUCUACUUCUUUUCUGGCCUGAUAGCGGGAUAUUUUUCAGCCCGUUUAUACAAAACGAUGCGAGGCAGAGAAUGGAAACGUGCGGCAUUGUUAACGGCCACACUUUAUCCAGGAAUCGUUUUUACAACUUGUUUCUUUCUGAAUUUCUUCAUAUGGGGAAAACACAGCUCAGGCGCCGUACCGUUCACAACGAUGCUCGCGUUGUUGUGCCUUUGGUUCGGCAUAUCACUUCCGCUUGUUUGUCUUGGAUACUUUUUUGGAUAUCGCAAACAACCGUUCACGCAUCCUGUUCGAACUAAUCAAAUAUCUCGACAGGUUCCUGAACAAUUGUGGUACAUGAAUCCCGUACUGUGUACACUUAUGGCAGGAAUUCUACCAUUUGGAGCAGUUUUCAUAGAACUAUUUUUUAUCCUGACGGCCCUGUGGGAAAAUCAAUUUUACUAUCUCUUCGGCUUCCUGUUUCUUGUCUUUUGCAUCCUCUUCAUAUCGUGCUCUCAGAUAUCCAUAGUUAUGGUCUAUUUUCAAUUGUGUGGAGAGGACUACAGAUGGUGGUGGAGAAGUUUCAUAGUGAGUGGAGGUUCGGCGGUUUACGUUCUUGCUUAUUCGAUCUUUUACUUCAUGACGAAAUUAGAAAUAACAGAAUUAGUGCCGACCCUCAUGUACUUCAGUUAUACGCUGUUGAUGGUUCUCACUUUCUGGCUGCUGACCGGUACAAUCGGAUUUUUCGCAGCUUACGCGUUCAUCCGAAAGAUCUACGCUGCCGUGAAAAUCGACUAAUAGAAUAAAAACUAAUGAAGUUAAGUAAAGAAAAUGAAAGAAAAUUUGCCCAAUUGAUGAAACGACGAGAGAACAUUGGGCGUUACCCGAUUUGUGCACCAAGAAAAUCGAAUCUGGCCAAUUGUCAAUCGAGCCUGUUCUUGUGAUUUUCGCCUCAGAUGUGAAGAAAAUGUAUAUUAUAUGGAUAAAUAGAGGAGAAAUGAUGUACGAUUUUUGAUCGUUACGAAAAUAUCGCACGCAUUUCAGCGAAGUUUCUUAUUUUGUCUCUCCUCCGUUCCAUUCAGAUUCAAGUAUUGACGUCUUGACAUCGGCGAGAAAAUACUUCAAAAAGAUUAAAUUCAAAGUCGUGAGGAUAAUUAUUGACAAGAAACUUGUCAAUUUUUGUUGUCUGCCUCGAUACACAUCUUGCAUUUAAAAACAAAAAGGAAAAAUUUUCUACAAAAGUAAUUAGCAUAGUGAAAAAUAUUUAUUCAAAUAUUUGAAAUUGCACUUAUAACUCUUUGAUAGGGUGAAGUGUAUAAUUCAGCAGGUUUUGGAAGUGAAAACAUGAUCGGAAUUUUUUGAGCCACCUAAAUUGCGUAGGAAAGUUUACACUGAAAUUGAUUUUUUUAAAUAUUUUUUUCGCCGUGUUCUUUCUGAGCACAUGUCUUGACCAUUUUGUUUUGCGUUCCGAAAAUUCGAGCGUGACGUACUUAUAAUUCUGAUUUACGCUAGAGCGAAGAAAGGGGGGGGGGGGAUUAACGCGUCGAGUUGUAAAUACGACAAUAUUUUUAAUCGACGAUGCGAUAUUUUGUUUCAUUGUAAUUUUUUUGUUCGUUUUCAUCUGUAUACUAUCAAUUAAUCUAGAUUACAAAUCAAUGUAUUUUCAUUUCUACGACCAUAUCGAAUGAUGUAUUUCGGCGAUGAAAUUUCAAGAUGAAGAGGAGCGAAAUAAUAAUUCGAAAUUUGUGAAGAAAUCACUGUUUUGGAAAUUUGAAGUGAAUCCAGAUAUUUUUUUAACGAGGAAAUAUUUACUCGGUUGUACAAUUUUCAUAAUUUGUACCAAUUUUCAUUUUAACAGUACAUGUGAACAAAAGAUUUCUGUUUGAGCAAUGUUCAAUUUUUGGAUCUUCGGAUUGAUUGCAAAAAAAUUAUAAAAUGAGUUAAACUCGGCCGAUGAAUUAUAGGAUUAAGGACUGUUUGUAUGAAUUGCCAUAUCAAGCGAAUCGUUCUGAAAACCGAUGUAAUUACUCUAAGAUGUAAAAAUAUGUUUCAAUGAAAAUUGGUAUAAAUAUUGCUCGACGAAUGUACAAUACGUGUCUUGUAAUUGAAUUUUGAAAGUUCUUUGUAUUGUACCGAGGAUUGAUUUCAAACUUAUUUUCACUUCGUAUGGUAUAUAUCUUCCUUUAAAUGCGCGCCAGUACAAGUACAAUAAAACAACACAAUUGGAAAAUCAGAGGUUUGAGCGUAUUCGUCAGAUAUUUUUUUUUAAUCAUAUUCGAAGAAUUACUGUAUAAAAAGUAUGGAAAAAAUAAACAAAAAAUUCAUAAAUUUCA
Venturia canescens is the source of this 3570-nucleotide messenger RNA. It is a transcript of the gene TM9SF4, whose product is annotated as transmembrane 9 superfamily protein member 4. Gene Ontology annotation, cellular component: membrane. The transcript is spliced from 9 exons. Bases 146 to 2035 code for a protein of 629 amino acids. Gene Ontology annotation, biological process: protein localization to membrane. Lineage: Eukaryota; Metazoa; Arthropoda; Insecta; Hymenoptera; Ichneumonidae. The record is from RefSeq and is a predicted model, not a curated record.